Molecule: messenger RNA, 648 nt
Organism: Gloeophyllum trabeum ATCC 11539
Lineage: Eukaryota; Fungi; Basidiomycota; Agaricomycetes; Gloeophyllales; Gloeophyllaceae
Exons: 3
Coding region: 1-648 (215 amino acids)
Source: RefSeq, a predicted model, not a curated record
AUGACUAUCGCAGAUCGCGGGCGACGGGGACGCACUAAGAUCGGGCGCGCGGUGAUGGGAUGUCUCCGGAGACUCCCAGUGCGCAUCCGCGAUACAGGACGCCCGAGGUUGAUCCAUGUCCCGUACUUCACUGAGGAGAAACCUCCGUACACUCCAUUCAAUGCUGUCUUGAGCACGCAGCGCAUGCAUGAGCAAGAGGCACGCCAGAGUUCACCGAGUACGGCGCGGGAUUGGCGCCGGCAUGAGUUCGUCGAGUGCAACUCUGCCUACCAUAAGUUCGCCCCUGAGGAUCAGAAGAACAAAGAGGAAGGAAGACGGAAGAAGCGUUGGAUACCAGGCGGUGCCGAGGAUAGCCCUGAUAGUUGGUCUCCAUGCGUCGGAGGAAGAAAUCAUUUCAUGAACUUGAAAGACAACGCCAGCUACAGACCCCGAAAAUCAAAGCUAUGGCAAUGCAAGGGUGUUGCAGUGAGAUAUGAAAUCGAAGCUAGCUUGCGGAGACUGUGCGUGAUGAAAGCAGCAGACGACCCACUGUCGGUGGAGAGGGAAGAGCAAAGCAAACAGCUCUCAGGCCCAUGCCGACCAUCAUUGGUGGCCAAAUAUCCGGAGGGUUGUCCUGAUACAACGAAGGCCUCAUCCAGCGGCCCGUAA